ACUACUAUUGAAUUUUCUUUUGCAUUAAUGGGUUGUCAUUGAACACUUUGUUAUUGAACUGUAUUUGAUUCUUUAUUAACGGUUUAUGUCACGCCCCAGAACCCAAACCCGAGGACGUGGCAGACGCCGUGCACUCGUAAACGAGUCCCACCAAUGCACAAGAUUCAGAACUUAUCCAUUAAAUAAAGCUAUAAACCUUGGAUUACAAUCUAGCUUACAAUAUCAUCAUCUAUAUCUAAACUCCACGUUCAAUUUACAAGAUGACUAGCCUUCUAACUCGUCACUCCCCUUGGUUUUCCCGUCAUCGGUUUCAAUUCCUGAAAUGGUGGAUAAGAAAAACUAUGAGAUAAAAUAUCUCAGUAAGUAAAUAUGGAUAGCCCUUUAGUAAAAUCUAAGCAUGCUAGAUAAACCAUGUAAACAUAACAAAACUUUCAAUGAUAACUCGUUAAAAACAUAAUCAGAUUCAGUUUAAUAGCAAAACGUUAAUGACAAAACCGUUAAUGCAAAAGAGAAAUUCAGUUUAGUAGUCUCAUCUAUAAGUGAUGGCCAGCGUUUAUAAACCUUCCAUUGGCGGGCACAGUAGUUACCAAUGUUUAACCCCAUUGGCAAGGUUACAGAAGUACCAGUGUUUAACAAACUCCCACUGGCAGGCGUCAGUAAUGGUACCAAUGUUUACAAACUCCCACUGGCAGGUAUCAGUAAUAACCAAUGUUUAACCCCAUUGGCAGGGUUUCAGAAGUACCAGUGUUUAACAAACUCCCACUGGCAGGCGUCAGUAAUGAUACCAGUGUUUAACAACUCCCACUGGCAGGCGUCAGUAAUGACCAAUGUUUAACCCCAUUGGUAGGGUGAACCGGUUCUACAAAAAUACAUGUUGACAUGUGCUAGCGUUUGCAGUUCUCACUAGCCGGCGUCAUUAAUCAUGACUAUAUCAGAGACAAAACCAUGCAGAAUUGACAGAAAAUCUGUAAUUCACAAUCAAUCUCAAAUUUCAGA
Molecule: messenger RNA, 996 nt
Organism: Rubroshorea leprosula
Lineage: Eukaryota; Viridiplantae; Streptophyta; Magnoliopsida; Malvales; Dipterocarpaceae
Source: the annotation of a GenBank genome assembly